CAAAAGAAAAAUGAUGUCUUCUUCCACUUUUCAGCUUCUUGUUUCAGCAUUUUUUGUUUUCUUUUUCUUUAUGCAAGUGCAACCAUCCUAUUCCAUCGAAAAGUCCUAUGUUGUAUACUUAGGAGCACACUCUCAUGGCCCAAAUCCUUCAUUUGCUGAUCUUGACUCUGCAACAAAGUCCCAUUAUAGUUUACUAGGCUCUGUCCUGGGGAGCCAUGAGAAAGCCAAGGAUGCAAUAUUCUACUCCUAUAAUAGGCACAUCAACGGUUUUGCUGCACUGCUAGAAGAGGAAGAAGCAGAAGCACUAAAGAAAAAUCCAAAUGUAGUGUCUGUAUUCUUGAACAAAAUGUAUCAACUGCACACUACCCGGUCAUGGGAAUUUCUUGGACUCGAAAGAAAUGGAACAGUUCCUAAGGACUCUACUUGGGAGAGGGCAAGAUAUGGUGAAGGCACAAUCAUUGGUAACCUUGAUUCAGGUGUAUGGCCAGAAUCCAAGAGUUUUAGCGACCAAGGAAUGGGGCCAAUUCCAUCCAAGUGGAAGGGGAUCUGUCAAAUGGUCAACUUUGAUAGCCCAGAUAACAAAUUAUGCAACAGGAAGCUAGUUGGAGUAAGAUUUUUCUCCCAAGGUUCUAAUGCAUUAUUAUUUUCUUCUGCACGUGACACUUCUGGCCAUGGUUCACAUACUCUGUCAACUGCUGGGGGUAACUUUGUUGAAGGAGUAAAUGUAUUUGGUAAUGGUAAUGGCACUGCCAAAGGAGGAUCUCCAAAGGCACAUGUUGCAGCAUACAAGGUGUGUUGGCCGAUAAUGAACACAGGUAGCUGCUACUUUGCAGAUAUCUUAGCCGGUUUUGAGGCCGCCAUAAGCGAUGGUGUAGAUGUGAUUUCAGUUUCUCUUGGUGGGAGGCAGCCCGAAGAGCUGUUUUCUGACCCAAUAUCUAUAGGUUCCUUCCAUGCAGUUUCAAAUGGUAUAGUUGUUGUUAGCUCUGCUGGGAAUAGGGGACCUUAUCCUGGGACUAUUUCUAAUGUGGCACCCUGGUUGUUCACUGUUGCUGCUAGCACAACAGAUAGAGACUUCACCAGUUAUGUUAAGCUUGGUGACAAGAAGAAGCUUAAGGGUCCUAGUCUUUCUUCUAUGGGCUUGCCAUCAAAGAAGUUCUAUCCUUUGAUUAGUGCUGAGAACGCGAAUAAAGCAAAUGCACUGCCUCAAGAAGCCAAACUCUGCCGUGAGGGAACUCUUGAUGCUGAAAAGGUGAAGGGAAAAAUCGUGGUCUGUCUUGAAGAUAAGUUUUCUGCAGUUCUACAAGGCUCAGAAGCUGCUUCUGCAGGCGCCGUUGGAAUGAUUUUGGCCAAUGAUGGCCAAAACUUAUAUGAUUUCAUGGCAGACCCUCAUGUUUUACCAGCUUCACAUGUCAACUACACGGAUGGUGAAUACAUUUAUUCCUACAUCAAACAUAAAAAGAACCCUGUGGCUUACAUGACUAAACCAAAGACAAAAUUUCCAACAAUUCCAGCUCCAGUGGUUGCUUCAUUCUCAUCUAGAGGACCUAACACCAUCCAACCAUCAAUUCUAAAGCCUGACAUAACUGCACCUGGGGUGAACAUAAUUGCUGCUUACUCAGAAGCCACAAGUGUAUCUGGAUUACUAUCAGAUGAUAGAAGGGUUCCUUUCAAUUCAUUGACUGGAACUUCCAUGGCAUGCCCCCAUGUAUCUGGCAUUGUAGGCCUUCUCAAAACACUUCAUCCAGAAUGGAGUCCAGCAGCUAUCAAGUCAGCAAUUAUGACCACCGCAAGCACAAUGGAUAACAGCAAAAGACCAAUCAAGGAUCGUUUCCAUGCAGAAGCAACUCCAUUUGCAUAUGGCUCUGGUCACAUUCAACCUGAUCUUGCGAUAGACCCUGGACUAAUUUAUGAUCUCAACCUCAUUGAUUACUUGAACCUAAUAUGUGCUUACAAUCAAAGCCAUGAACAAGUUGAGGCAAUUCAUAACAAGCCUUUCAUUUGUCCAGAGUCCUACAAUGUGGUGGAUUUCAACUACCCUGCAAUCACAGUGCUUCUUGAUCUUGGGGAGCACCACAUUGUGAAUGUUAGCAGAACUGUAACAAAUGUUGGGCCUCCAAGUACAUAUAAGGUGCAAGCCAAGGCACCUAGAGGGGUUUCAGUUAUGGUUGAGCCAAGUUCAUUGACCUUUAAGGAAGUUGGUGAGAAGAAGACAUUCAAGGUUGUUUUGAAAGCCAUGAUGGGUGUUAUUGAGGAAGAAGCUGCAAAAACAGAUUAUGUGUUUGGGGAGUUGUGGUGGUCAGAUGCAAAGCACAAAGUUAGAAGUGCUAUUGUGGUGAAGCUCAAGUAAAUAAGUGAUUUUGAAUAAUAACUGAUUUCAUGUCCUAGCGGCUGGAGCAGGAGAGCCAUCAAGUUAAAUAAGUGAUUAAUGUAUUAUAUAUACAUCUCUGCAGGUUAUAAAUAUGAUAUUUUUCAUAAUAAUAAAUCAUUUGCUUAUAGAAAAACAUGUAAAUGUGGCAUUAAGAAAUUAUAUGAGGAAACCAUCUUAAGCCAAACUCAU
Molecule: messenger RNA, 2557 nt
Organism: Lotus japonicus
Lineage: Eukaryota; Viridiplantae; Streptophyta; Magnoliopsida; Fabales; Fabaceae
Product: subtilisin-like protease SBT5.4
Exons: 11
Coding region: 11-2347 (778 amino acids)
Biological process (GO): proteolysis
Molecular function (GO): serine-type endopeptidase activity
Source: RefSeq, a predicted model, not a curated record